Messenger RNA from Cuscuta epithymum, 2004 nucleotides. The record is from the annotation of a GenBank genome assembly. Lineage: Eukaryota; Viridiplantae; Streptophyta; Magnoliopsida; Solanales; Convolvulaceae.
AUGCACGACCCCAUCACCCAUUUUUGAGAGAGAAGCUCUGCAAAUUAUUACCUCCACCAUCUCCAUUCGAAUCAAGCUCAAGAGAGGAAGGAGGAAGGAAAAAGGGAGAAGAGAAAGGGGGAAGUUAGAGGAAAACUUGUGGUUAAUAAGGGAUUUCUGCUAAAAAAAUAAGUUUGAGGGCAUAGCUCUACCUUACAAAUACCAAGCCGCAUAGCAUAAUCUCACAUUCUCACCCGAUUUUCGGCCUAAUUCGCUCAAUAUCACAGUUCUCCCUCACCCGGGCCGUUAGCUCCUGGUCACCGCCUAUCCGGCCGACAUUAAACAUGCUAUCACAGCCACCCCAUCAGGAUGAUUCAGACAGUCAACACUCACCUAGCACCCCUAAAUCUGAAGUGAAGCCAUUAUUUAUCUCAACAACAGAAGCCCAACCGGUACAGAAUGAUCCAACAAUGAAGCCCAACUCUACCCAACAACCUAUCUCACAUUGUCAGCAACAACCGGUAUUGCCUUCUGAAUUAGGCCAACGUCGGCACAUUGUCAUCAGCGACUUGGCAUGUGACAUGGGUGUGUUAAAGUCCAUAAAGGCUAUUUGCUCCGACUUGUUCUCUGGUUAUCCCACGAGCUACAAGCGCUUGUCAACUCAGUCCCGAGAGGCUUACAUUUCAAGAUUCUCUCUGGAGUACACAUGGGCGCCGUCGGAUAAUGAGAGAAUGGUCUCCACCCUCCAUGCGCUAUUUGCUAAUCGCUAUCGGGCAAAUUUCUCCAAUUUAAGAAUUGCUGCACAAGAUAAGUUUAUUGAUUAUGCUAAAGGUCAGGAUCUGGACUGUGCUCUCGUAAUGCCCUUCAGACCGGAGUUUGCAUCUCCAAACAUAUGGCAUGACUUAUGCCUUCUUGGAAAGUUAAAGCAUAAUCGUAUCGCAAUCCUUGGGGAAGGUGAGGUUCCAGUUAUAACAAUGGGCAGGAGGUCAAAGUCACGAAGGCUUGGUGAAAUGGAAACUAGGGAGACACAGGAGCGCAACUCUCAGGCCGAGGCACUCAUGGCCAGAAAAGCUGAACUUAGGAUUGAGUUUGAAUUGCUUGUGACGAUGCAGAAGGGUUUCAGUAUCCAGAUGAGUAAUAUCUUCAAUGCUAUGGUCAGUAUGGGUGUGUUUAACUCUGGGGGAUCGUCAUCUCAGAAUCAGCCAUCGCCAAUACUUGAGCAUCCACAACCUCAGCCCACCAAUGUUCAAGCAGCCACAACCUCAGCCACCAAUGUUCAAGCAGCCACAACCUCAGCCACCAAUGUUCAAGCAGCCACAACCUCAGCCACCAAUGUUCAAGCAGCCACAACCUCAGCCACCAAUGUUUGAGUACCAACCUACGAUGAUGACAAACCAGUCUAGUUCACUCAGCCAGCUCUCUGGGAUGACUUGCGCACAUGCGCAGCGCAAUAAUUUUCCUUCACAGUCCAGCCCCAAUAUCCACCCAACAUCUCUGUCACCACAAUCGCCUUCAAAAGCUUCUUCUACCCCUAUGAUCGGACAGACUCGAGAUGACCCAUCAUGCUCCAACGGUGGUGGCACUGAAUUAAGUGAUAAUGUAAACGCUAUGGAGAAUACCUGUUUAAAUAGUAAUGAUUAGUGGAUUUGUCAAGAGCUUAAGAAUAAAUUAAAGUAUACAUUUCUAUAUAAGCCAAAAGAUUAACACUUGGACUACUUUAUUCUGGUCUGCAAAAAAUUUCCAAAACUUUAUGCCGAGUCAUCCGUCUCACAGGCCUUCUGAAAUGAGAAAGGCAUGGGCACACUGUUGUCGGUUUUUUAUUCCUGCUCAACCCCAUAGAAAAUAUGGACAGUUCCGUUGGAGAGUGUACUUUUAACCCAAUAUUAAUUCUUUGUACGUGGCAAUGCAUUUUUCAUCAAUCCCUUGUCCCAUGAAUCCAUGAUGAUAUUUGAAUAAAACAUGUUUCUUAGUGAAUAAGAUAUUUGAAUAAAACUAAUUUGAAUAAUAGCUGCUAUUAUAUUAUUA